AUGGAAGACCAAAGAGAGUCAGAUAUGGAGGCAGAUAUAGAGAUGGUGGUGGAUCAUAUUCCCCGUAAAUUUACUUACGGGGAACUCAGCGCGGGCACUAAUAAUUUCAGCGAAUCCUACAAGCUGGGACAUGGAGGCUUCGGCGAUGUCUACAAAGCUAUUUUAGUGAACUCGGACGAAAUCGUAGCAGUAAAACGCAUAUCAGCUGGAUCAAGGCAAGGGAAAAAGGAAUAUCUUGCAGAAAUAAGCACAAUUACCCGUCUAAGACAUCGGAAUUUGGUUCAGUUGUUGGGCUGGUGCCAUGAAAAGGCUAGACUCAUAUUGGUCUACGAGUAUAUGCCUAAUGAAAGUCUAGACAAAUUCAUCUUUGGAUCAAGAAGAGGAGAGCUAGAUUGGAGGCGCAGGUAUAGAAUUGCCUCCGACAUAGCCUCUGCGCUUCUUUACCUUCACGAGUUGUGGGAUGAAUGUGUUUUGCACAGAGACAUUAAAUCAAGCAAUGUUAUGCUGGAUUCUGAAUUCAAUGCAAAGCUGGAGUUCGGAUUGGCACGACUGGUGAAGCAUAAUCAAUGGUCUCAAACCUCGACUAUAGCAGAAACUCUCGGGUACCUGGCCCCUGAAUGUGCAGUCACAGGAAUCUCCAGCUCAGAAUCAGACGUCUUCAGCUUUGGAGCCGUUGCUUUGGAAAUUGCUUGCGGAAUGCGAGCCCUUGAUUUCAGCCUGGGAGAAUCAAUGACACGCCUUGUGGAGCGGGUGUGGAAUUUAUACGGGCAAGGAAGAUUGUUUGACGCAGCCGACAGCAGUUUGAAUGGAGAGUUCGACAGGGCAGAAAUGGAGACGCUGAUUAUGAUAGGACUAUGGUGCUCGCAUCCAGAUCCUUUUACCAGACCUACAAUAAGGCAAGUACUCCAGCUCUUAAACUUCGAAGUGCCGCUGCCUCGCCUUCCACCCAUACUGCCUACCGCAGCAUACUCUCCUCUUGGACCGGGUUCUACAUCGGAUUUUCCUCCACCAGCUGGCUCUUAUUCACACGAGAUGCGACUUCUUUCAAGUUCUGCCUCGUCUUCUUCCGCUCUGGCGUCUGAAUCAGCCAAUUAA
Cryptomeria japonica (Japanese cedar) is the source of this 1095-nucleotide messenger RNA. RefSeq names its product L-type lectin-domain containing receptor kinase IX.1-like. Gene Ontology annotation, molecular function: ATP binding; protein kinase activity. The transcript has a single exon. NCBI's taxonomy places the organism in Eukaryota, Viridiplantae, Streptophyta, Pinopsida, Cupressales, Cupressaceae. The record is from RefSeq and is a predicted model, not a curated record. Gene Ontology annotation, cellular component: plasma membrane. Gene Ontology annotation, biological process: protein phosphorylation. Bases 1 to 1095 code for a protein of 364 amino acids.